AUGGAGAGGACUGAGGAGCCCUGCUCUUCCUCGUUCGCGAUGGAAUUCCACGACGACGGUGCUGGUCACAGGGCGACCGCGGCCGUCGGGUCUUGGAACGAAGAGAAAAUGUCCUUUCCUCGCCAGCCGUUGGCGGCCGGCUUCGAUUGGCACGCAAACCGCGCGUUGACUUCAAGUGUAUAUACAGCGGAGGAACGGACUUCAGUCAGCGACAUUCCUCGCGAGGCUUCGGCGUCCGGUGCUUCAUCAGGGUCAACGUCGGCGGCUCCUGACGGGGCUGGUAGCACUCUGAGAGUGAUGGCAACCUCUUCUGUCAGGUCUGUCCCUCCUUCUUCAAAUUUCAACUGUCUCUCGUACGAACUCGAAGCGGAGACAGUUGGACGGGAGAGCGACCUCGACGCGUCAAGCAGAAGACUUUAUUCCGCGACGCGUCCCAAGCCUGGAAAGGAUAUCGUUUCUCCUCUGGAGGUGGGUGGAUUUCCUUUGUGUUCGCGUUCCUGUCCAGCCGCCCGAGGGCCGGAGGAGACCGACCGUCUGCGCAGUUCACUUCCUCGGACUCCGACUCCGAACGAUGCCUCUGCGACACAGUCCGUCGACUCCUCGGGUGUAUGUCCGCCUGAGCCGGUUCAGCCGACUGCCGAGCCGCGACGUGGACCGCCGCGUCCUGAACUCCCGCCUGACUCGCUUCUUUCUCUGGGAAACGGCUCGCCUCCCUUGUCCACUGAGAACACAGUUUUGGCUUCCAGUCAGAUCGAUUCGUCUCUCCUCCUUGAGGGGGGCGCACCUUCAGUCUCUGGAAAUGUUCUCUCGUCUUCUGCGUUUUCCUCAUCGGCGUUUCUUCCCUCUUCGCCAGCAGCCUCCUGCGCAGACGCGUCUCCUCCGGCCCUCCCCGGGAUCUCGCCUUCUCUCGACUUCUCGAUUGUCCCUCCCGCCUCGCCCCGAGCCGCGUCUGUCUCCUUCGUUCCCUCGUUCUUGAGGACCAAUACAGACCACUGGAAAUCGACUCUCGCGGAGCCUCCCCUUGGUCCGUCUGCUAACCCGGUCUCUCCUGUCCCCCCUUUGAGCCCUCCGUCUUCGCCUUCGUCUCUCUCUCCUCCUUGUCGAGCGAGGAUCGCCGCCACGCCUGUGCGUUCGUCUCUGUCGGAUUUUGCAGUGUCACCGAGGCGGCCGUGCUUCUCUGUCGCCGCUGCGCAUGCGGUUGCCUCAACGCCCAAGGCGCCCGUCGACGCGAGCAGAGAAGCGCUUUUCUAUCCGUCCUACACGCGCAGAGAGUCUUCCUCAACUGCGUCUCUGGGUCCAGUGUCCCGGCUGGACAGCGUCGUCAUCGGCGAACACCCUGUCGACUUUGCACCUGUCGACUCCAUAAACAUUGUCUCCUUCAACGCGGGUCUUCUCGAGUACCGCCUCUGUGGAAUCCAGAUCUACCAAAAUCCUCCCUUCACGCGAAGGCGUCUCAGCCACAUUCCCAUCUCUCUCUUGGACACCAACAGCGACAUCAUUUGCCUCCAAGAAGUCUACGACGACCUCCACGCAGACUUCCUCGUCGACUCCAUGCGUCACGUCUUCCCCUACGUUGGCAGACGAACCUCCGGAGGACGCUUCGCUCUGCACAACGGCCUCAUGGUCUUGAGCCGAUUUCCAAUUCGCCAUACUCAGUUUCACCCGUUCCAUGAUGUGACGAAUAUCGAGAGACUCUUUGGCUCAAAGGGCAUGUUGGAAUGCGGUAUCGACAUUCCCGGCGUCGGCGUCGUUGCCAUCUUCAACAUCCACUUGGCUAGCGGAGCGGUCGAUCCAGAGUCGCCAUACGUGGAGGCUCUGAGGAGCGCGGAGAUCCAGCAAGUUUUGAGUGCAUGCGAAGAUGCAGGACUCCGAGGCGAGAUUCCUGUGGUUGUGGGAGACCUCAAUGCAGCUCCAGACUUGUGCGCGAGCAACUACAAGUCCUUCGUCGAGCGCGGGUGGCGGGACUGCUGGCUGCAAGUCCACGGCGACAGAGACAUGCUGCUGCGACAUCACUUGGUACAUCAGCAGCAAAUGCUUCUCCAGCAAGACCUGCAUCCGGACCUGCUCGAGGAGAGGCAGAAGCAGGUCCAACUCGAGCUCGAGCACCUGCUCCACCAGCACAAGGUUCAGCAGCGCAUGCUCGCGGAUGACUUGCGCCUCCGGCGCGAGGCGGCAGCUCUGCGCGGUCGAGAGCAAGCCCAAGAGCUUUUGGAAAAUCCAGACGCGAAACUCCACGUAACGCCUGCAGCUGCGCAGCCGGACAGCCGCGGACGCGUGGAGGGUGCUUGCGAACGGACAGACAAAGUCGAGAGCGGCGUCGGGGGCUGUGGCGUCGAGCAGGGAAGGGAGCUGCGAGAGCUGGGCGAAGAGCGCGUUGAAGAAAACGACGCGUCCACGAAGGGAUCGGGAUCGGUGCGAGAGCGCGUCUUGUCAGGAGGAGAGAGAGCACGACAGUUCCUCGAAGCCGAGGUGAGCGACGGAUACCAUCCCCUUCCUCCCAACGGAGACACUGGGGACGGUGCCUUUCGGGGAAGGGCAGGGGGAGAAGAACGCCGCGCUCUGUUGCCGACAAGCUCCGGCGCGAGUCACCCUCACGUCGUCCUGGAACUGGGGACUUUCUUCGCGGGCGCUGCUGCCUUCGACGAAUCCAAGCCUCCCGGCGGAGUUCCCGCGACCCCACACACCACCGCCUCGACCUGCGCGCAAGUCGCCGGGGGCCUCGUGGAGACAGACGCAGACGCCAGAGACGCCUCCUGCGAUGCAGACGCGCAGGUCAUCGGUAAAGAGCGAGAUCUGGAGCAGGGAGAAUGUGAGAACGGGGAAACCGGAAAGGAGACAAGUCGAGAGCCACAGCAAGGAAAGUUCGCGUUCUUCGACAGAAGAAAUACGUCAGGCGACAACAGAGCGCAACGCUUCAGACCGGAGUCGCAUCGCCUUCUCUCACAGGCUCUCCUCACGACUCACCAAGUCGAAAUGCGAACUCGACAAACACGCAGAUCUCUCUCAGGGUGGGAAAUCAACUCUGGGCUAGGUGGAUCCGCGAUUGCAGAUGACUCUGAGGCGACGACGACCGACGAUGCGGAAGAGUGUUUGCUCCGUCGGAAAGGAGAUCGACCGUCGAUGACGCGCUCGGCCUUUUGCGGUUCUUCGCUGCUUUCGUCUGCUGCGGUGGUGCGGUCGUCGACGCCUGGACCGGAGGAAGAUUGGUCGCCGAGAGAAGACUUCACCUGGGAUCCGCAGAACCCUCUGAACUCGAUCGGUCCGCAUGCAGGCUGUCACGGCCUGAGGUGCGACUACGUCUUCCUCCCGCCUCAGCGACUCGCCGGGGCGCUCCGCGACUUCGUUCCGGUCUCCGGAGAAAUUCUUCUGCGAGAGCCGCGCGUGAUGGUGGACGCCUGCUGCUUCGGCUGUCUGGGGCAGGUGAUGCUCGUCACGCUGAGCGAUCACUACGCGCUGAGGAUCUCGCUGAAGAGAUCUGCCUUCGACGAGACGCUUUCCCACAGUCCGAGCAUGGUCCUUGCCCUCAAGGAAGCGAAUCUCUUCUACGAACUCCCGGGGGCUGUCCUCUCGGACGAAGCAGAAGACGAGGCAGAACGAGCAGAAGGCGACGGGGAGGCCGGCCGCGGCUGUGGAGAAGAAGCGCGAGAAGAGAGGAGCUGCGAACGUGGAGACGAACGGUCGAGGCCUUCGUGCUUGCUGACAGGCGAGAGGGAAGACGACAUCUGA
Molecule: messenger RNA, 3726 nt
Organism: Toxoplasma gondii ME49
Lineage: Eukaryota; Apicomplexa; Conoidasida; Eucoccidiorida; Sarcocystidae
Product: endonuclease/exonuclease/phosphatase family protein
Exons: 7
Coding region: 1-3726 (1241 amino acids)
Cellular component (GO): cytoplasm
Molecular function (GO): sphingomyelin phosphodiesterase activity
Source: RefSeq, a predicted model, not a curated record